Messenger RNA from Aureococcus anophagefferens, 870 nucleotides. RefSeq lists its product as hypothetical. The coding region runs from base 1 to 870 and encodes 289 amino acids. The record is from RefSeq and is a predicted model, not a curated record. The transcript has a single exon. Lineage: Eukaryota; Pelagophyceae; Pelagomonadales; Pelagomonadaceae. Gene Ontology annotation, cellular component: nucleus; protein phosphatase type 2A complex; cytoplasm. Gene Ontology annotation, biological process: mitotic spindle organization. Gene Ontology annotation, molecular function: peptidyl-prolyl cis-trans isomerase activity; protein tyrosine phosphatase activator activity.
AUGCUCGGCACGAUCGCCGCGGGCUGCGACGCGUUCACGCCCGUCGCCGGCGAGCCGCGGCGCUACGGGUCGCCCAAGUUCCGCGAGUGGCACGCGUGGCUCCGCGAGCGCGCGGCGGCGCUCGUCGCCGACGCCGUCGGCGGCGGCGCGCCCGACGAGCUGCGCGCGCGGCUCUGCGCGAGCUUCGGCAACGAGACGCGCAUCGACUACGGCACGGGCCACGAGGCGGCGUUCCUCGCGUUCCUCUACUGCCUCUGGCGCUUCGGCGCGUUGACCGACGACGACGUCGACUCCGGCGCCGUGGCCUGCGGCGUCUUCCGCGCCUACGUCGCCGCCUGCCGCGCGAUCCAGGACUGCUUCGGCCUCGAGCCCGCGGGGGCCCGCGGCGUCUGGGCGCUGGACCCGUACCAGAUGCUGCCGUUCGUCUUCGGGAGCGCGCAGUGCAUCGCGGGCGACGCCGGCGACGCGCCCGCGGGCUGGGGCGACGAGGACACGCUGGACGUCGUGCCGGGCCUCGACGCGAAGCGGCACGAGUCCAUGUUCUACGAGUGCGUGCUCCACGUGCGCGACGCGAUCGGCGACGCGAGGUUCGGCGAGGCCGCGCCGAUUCUGUUCAACUGCUCGCACCGGCCCUGGCGCGUGACGAACCGGCGCAUCUUGCGGUACUUCGCCCAGGAGGUGCUGGGCGUCAAGGUCGUCGUCCAGCACAUGCUCUUCGGGGACCUAUUUCCCGCGGACUGGCUCGCGCCGGCGACGGAGGCGGCGACGCCCGCCGCGGACGACGCGGCCAUGGAGACGUACCUGCGCAACCCCUACCAGACCGUCUUCGAAGCCCAGGAGGCCCAGGACGUCCGGAGCCCGCCCUGGUAA